AUGAACAACCAGGCACGGGCCCCAGACCCCUCCUCCGUCCGGGCUACCACCCCGGUCCGGGCUUCUACACCUGCCCGGACCCCAACGCUGGGCCAGACAUCAACCCCAGUCCGGCCUGCCACCCGGGCCCGGAACCCAACUCUGAUUCGAACUGGGACCCCAGUCCGGGCCUCGACCCCCGUCCGGACUCUCACCCCAGCUGUGGUCCAGCCUCAGACCCCGGCCCACUCUCCAGCUCUGGUCCAGCCUCAGACCCCAGUUCACACCCCAGCUCCUGUACGGACUGCCACCCCAGUGCGCACCCCAGCUCCUGUCCGGACUCUCAACCCAGUCCACACCCCAGCUCCUCUAGUCCGGACUCCAGCCCCGGCACCGGCUCGAUUCCCAGCCCCAGCCUCAGCCCUGGCAUCUGCACCAUCCCCAAUCCCAGACCCGAUCCCAGUCUCAGUUCCUACACAGAAACCCUUCCCAACCUUGGCAUCACCUGUGGCUGAGCGGGCAGAGCCCCCUGGGUCUCCUGAGCAUCCUGCAUCCAGCCCCAAGCGCCACCCCUCUGCGGGCAGCCUGGUGGGGGUGGUCCAGGGGCCCGGGCUUACUGCCGCAAGCCCCAGCGCCACAGGCCUUACAUCGGGCCUGGCUCCUGAGUCAGACUCCUCGGACAUUGAGCUGGAAGACUUCCCUGCUCUGGGACACUUCUUCAAACCCAUCCUGUUGCCCAGUUCCGUUUCCACAACAGCCUUUGCCUCCACCAGCGAGACCUCCGAGAUGCCUGCUAGAAUCUUGAUUCGAGUGACCUACUGUGGCCUUUGAAGCUAUGGCCUUCGGUACAUUCUACUGAAAAAGAGCCUGGAGCAGCAUUUCCCAAAUCUUCUGCAGUUUGAGGAGGAAAGAGCUGCCCAGGCUAGCGGGGAGUUUGAAGUGUUUGUAGAAGGACAGCUGGUCCAUUCCAAGAAGAAAGGUGAUGGCUUUGUGGAUGAGCCCAGGCUGAAGAAAAUUGUGGGUAUUAUCAGUAAUGAGAUCAAGACGAAGAAAAGGUAG
Molecule: messenger RNA, 1038 nt
Organism: Jaculus jaculus (lesser Egyptian jerboa)
Lineage: Eukaryota; Metazoa; Chordata; Mammalia; Rodentia; Dipodidae
Gene: Selenov
Product: selenoprotein V
Exons: 5
Biological process (GO): response to selenium ion
Cellular component (GO): cytosol
Source: RefSeq, a predicted model, not a curated record